Scaptodrosophila lebanonensis is the source of this 1836-nucleotide messenger RNA. RefSeq lists its product as uncharacterized. Gene Ontology annotation, biological process: mRNA export from nucleus. Gene Ontology annotation, molecular function: mRNA binding. Gene Ontology annotation, cellular component: nucleus. Bases 108 to 1553 code for a protein of 481 amino acids. NCBI's taxonomy places the organism in Eukaryota, Metazoa, Arthropoda, Insecta, Diptera, Drosophilidae. The transcript is spliced from 4 exons. The record is from RefSeq and is a predicted model, not a curated record.
GUUAUAAAGGCAAAGCGUCCAAUAUAGAUAUAGGCAAUAUAUAGCGGGAUAUAGCGCUAAUUUGCCAUUUUUCCAGGGAGUAUUCGCAACAUAGGUACUACAUUAACAUGGACAUCGAACUAAGCUUAGACGAGAUAAUCGAACGAAAGCGUGGGCGUCCCAGCGACAAAAAAUUCUACCUCAAUAAUAACAAGCCACGCAAGCUUCUGAACAAGCAAACCUUCAAGCCCACAAAACCGGCAGUAGGCCAAACAUUGUCGUUACAAGCGUCGCCGGCUCCAGCGCGCAAUUUCGAUGCACGAAACAAGAUCAUUCAGAAGACGCGUGCCAAGAUCACCGAUGCACGGGAAGUGCUCAUCAGGAAUAUGCGGCAGUCGGGCAUCGAUGCGCGCGAGGUGCUGCUCGAGCGCAAAAAGGAGCGCCAGCAGCAUCAUGCGGAAUCGCCACCACCUCCAGUUCGUGAAGCCAUCGGUCCGGGUGGCGUGCACAAAGGGCGGUUUGGACAUCGUGUGAUAACCAUGACGAAUAAGCCGGGUGGCACCAUCCAAACCCUGUGGAAUCCCGAAGAACCUCUACCACGUGUUCGCGUUGGUGGUGGUGUUAGUGGUGGAGGCGGAGGUAUUUACAAAGCGGUGGUCGGUGCUAUGCCGCCUCAUCAGCCAUAUAUGCCCAGACUGAAUAAACCGGUGCAACCGUUUGCUCCACGCGGCUAUGUCGACCAUGAUAAUAUGCAGGACUUGGAGGAGGAGGAGCUAAGUCGCACGCUGCACUUUAGCAACUAUAAAAGCCAACCACCGGGACCCAAUGUGCGUUUCAAAUUCGGAGGCGGUGGCUAUGACAUGGACGAUGUCGAAAUGGUGUCCGUAACGGGCCCGAGCAUCGCCAACGAUCCGUUUGCCAUUUACGAACCGAUACGCAAUCGCAGUGAGCGAUCAGCUUUGCCACCGUCACUUGCUACUCACACGGAUGCGGGCGAACAGUUAUUCGAGCGACGACAACGCAACCUGGUGGCUUCCGCCAACUUACCAGAAUCGCUGCGUGCCCGUCUGUUUGGCAGCGAGCCGGAUCGUCGUGUCUCGCAUGGCAUUUAUGCCAACGAGAAUGGGUCACAGCCAACGGGUAUUAGCGUUGUUGCUGGUGGUGGCGGCAGCACAGGCGGUGGGGGACCACUAAGACGCAGUCCACCGCCACCCCCCUUGGCUGCACUCAAUCAUAAGCCCGGCUAUCGUUUGCUGGUGAGCAAUCUGCAUGCUAAUGUCACCACUGCGGACAUACGCGAGCUGUUCAAUGAUAUUGGACCCAUGUACGAUGCGCAUGUGGUUCGUCCAGGCACUGCGGAGGUCAUCUACAAGAGUCUGGAGCACGCCGAGAAGGCUGUCGAUGCCUACCAUCAGCGUGAAUUUGAUGGCCAGCCCAUGCACUGUGUUCUGGUUAAUCCGCACUCGUCAAACCGUUCGGCCAAUUCGGCAAGCUCACGCACGGUCACAACGAAUUCAUCGGGCGUGGAAGUGGACAUUGAUGCGCUGCAUUCGGUGCUAUUUCGGGACCGCUAGGCAUACGCAUAACAAUCCACUUGACACACUAGGCAAUUAUCACAGGAAACACUAUCCUAAAGACAUUCACAACUAUACAUAUUUAGACACGCGCUUCUUUUUUUGUUGGAGACAUCGACAUUCAUUUUCAUCAUCUAUUAGUUGUAAGUCCAACGAACGGCUCGAUUUAUGUAAAGUUCAGUACAUAAAAAAGAUGUUCUAUGCAAAGGCGGAAGUCGUUGAGUCAAUGCGUAAUUUAGAGAGAAUUAUGUAAAAAAAUAUAUAAAAUACGCAAGCAGCACGA